GUCUCUACUGCAGAAGGAUGAAGCUGACAGUGUUCCUCCUGUCACUGGCUGGCCUGCUGCAGGCAGCCGCAUUCCUGAAAAUAGCUUCUUUCAACAUCAGAACAUUUGGAGAGAAAAAAAUAUCGAACGUCACCAUUGCUGACAUUAUCGUCAAAAUCCUGAAUCGCUAUGACAUAGCCCUCAUCCAAGAGGUCAGAGACAGUCACCUGACAGCGGUGGGGAAACUGAUGGAUAAACUCAACAGGGACUCCCCUGAUGCAUAUCACUUCAUUGUCAGUGAGCCGCUGGGCCGCAACUCCUACAAGGAACGAUACCUCUUUGUGUUCAGGCCCGAGAAGGUGUCCCUGUUGGACAGCUACCAGUACGAUGACGGCUGUGAGUGCUAUGGAAAUGACACCUUCAGCCGGGAGCCUUCGGUCGUCAUGUUCUCCUCCCCAUCCACAGAGGUGAAACAGUUUAUCAUCGUGUCCCUGCACGCCGCCCCCGCUGAGGCCGUUAAGGAGAUCGAUGCCCUCUAUGAUGUCUACCUGGAUGUCAUCAGCAAGUGGAACAUGGACAGCAUCCUGUUCAUGGGAGAUUUCAAUGCUGGCUGCAGCUAUGUUUCGGCCUCUAGCUGGUCUACCAUCCGCCUUCGCACCGACCCGGAAUUUCAGUGGCUCAUCUCUGAUGACGUGGACACGACUGUGACCUCAACACACUGCCCCUAUGACAGGAUUGUGGCCUCUGGGAAGGAACUGAAAAGGAGCAUUUGGCCUGAGUCUGCCACCACAUUUAACUUCGAGAAAGCAUACAAACUGAACCAAGGGAUGGCUUUGGCUGUCAGUGACCAUUACCCUGUAGAAGUGACCCUGAAGAGUGUCUGAAGUUCAGGGAAUGCUCAACACCAAUGUGUUUCCUUGCUUCUAGGCUCCCCCGUCUCCCUUCUCUUUCUUUCCAUCAACCCUGGGUGGACAAACCAGCAGAAUGGGCACCUCUCUGCUGGCUUCUUGCAGCCUUUCACACAGCUGUGUCUCCCUUAAGGCUACUUUUUAGUUUAUUAUAAAGGCAAGGGGAUUCCCUACACAAUGACUUCCUGUAGGGUGCAGGUUUUAGGGUGUAAGUGCUGCAACAUGCAGGUAACUAAACUUCAAAGGGCCAGGACAGAAGGAAGAUGAUACUUCCUUGACAUGGUCUCCAACAGGCUAUGGUUUUCCUUUUUAAGCAGCAACAGUAGCCCAACCUGGCUGCUGGAAUAUUUUCCUCUCUGGCACAUAUAAACCUAAGGGGACCGGGUAUACUGCUCUGUGGAAGCAGUUACAACUUGGGAGGUUUUGCCUUGUCAUGGAGAAGAUCGUUUGGCUUUGGCAAGAAGGGAACAAGAAGCAGCAUGGCGUAGCGGCUACAGCACGGGCCUGGGAGUGAGAAGUUCAUGGGUUCUA
Tachyglossus aculeatus (Australian echidna) is the source of this 1418-nucleotide messenger RNA. It is a transcript of the gene DNASE1, whose product is annotated as deoxyribonuclease 1. Gene Ontology annotation, biological process: DNA catabolic process. Gene Ontology annotation, cellular component: nucleus. Gene Ontology annotation, molecular function: DNA nuclease activity. The record is from RefSeq and is a predicted model, not a curated record. The coding region runs from base 18 to 863 and encodes 281 amino acids. Lineage: Eukaryota; Metazoa; Chordata; Mammalia; Monotremata; Tachyglossidae. The transcript has 8 exons.